Molecule: messenger RNA, 993 nt
Organism: Abrus precatorius (Indian licorice)
Lineage: Eukaryota; Viridiplantae; Streptophyta; Magnoliopsida; Fabales; Fabaceae
Product: protein N-lysine methyltransferase METTL21A
Exons: 1
Coding region: 47-847 (266 amino acids)
Source: RefSeq, a predicted model, not a curated record
GGCGGCGAAGGCGCAAUCGAAAGUCAAAGCCACAAAGCCAGAAAGAAUGGGCACUCAGGAGGACGAUGAAGACGAUAUAAUAAACCCCUUCAAAGCACUCCUAACCCACGAAGAGGAACCAAGCAUCUCCGCUACCCUACACGAGGGUGCACCGAAGCAACACCUACUCCAGAAUCACAUCCUCCAUUCGAUCCAAUCAACGGUCGUCAUUCGCCAACUCCCUUCCGAGGGCCUGUCCUUUCAACUCUGGCCCGCCGCUACCUCUCUCGUCGCUCUCCUCGAUCGCCACCGCAUCGACCCUCUCAAUAGCUCCCUCUCCGCCGCCCUCUCUGCCGCUCACGACGGCCCUCUAAAGAUCCUCGAGCUCGGCUCCGGCACCGGCAUCGUCGGAAUCGUCGCCGCCGCCACUCUCGGCGGCAAUGUGACCAUCACGGACCUUCCGCACGUGGUUCCCAAUCUCCGAUUCAACGCGGAGGCCAACGCGAGCGUUGUGGGGUCCAGUGGUGGGGCCGUGACCGUUGCGUCGCUUAGGUGGGGCCACGCUGAUGACGUGGAAGCGAUUGGGCGGGGGUUCGAUCUUAUUCUGGCUUCGGAUGUAGUGUAUCACGAUCACCUUUAUGAGCCACUUAUUGAAACGCUGCGUUUAAUGAUGCUAACGAGAGGUGAGAAGAGAGAAGAGGGAAAGAAUAUGGUGUUUGUGAUGGCUCACAUGAGGAGGUGGAAGAAAGAGUCUGUGUUCUUCAAGAAAGCGAAGAAGCACUUUAACGUCGACGUUUUGCACACUGACACUCCUUGCAAUGGGUCUAGAGUUGGUGUUGUUAUUUACCGUUUUGUUGGGAAGAGUUAGGUUUCAUCAGAAUACUGUGUUUCAGUCAAGUGACAAACACAAUUACAAGAUUCAUUUGCUUGUAUUUUUGUUUUGGAAAAUGCUCCAAAAGCUCUAACCCAGCUUUUUUAUUAUAAUGUAAUAUUCUUCAUUGUUAAUUUUCUAUA